Ochlerotatus camptorhynchus is the source of this 3859-nucleotide messenger RNA. Its product is annotated as mucin-4-like. The record is from RefSeq and is a predicted model, not a curated record. Bases 97 to 3819 code for a protein of 1240 amino acids. NCBI's taxonomy places the organism in Eukaryota, Metazoa, Arthropoda, Insecta, Diptera, Culicidae. The transcript has 4 exons. Gene Ontology annotation, molecular function: protein dimerization activity.
GCUCGUGCAAAUUUUUUUCAAUUUUUAGCGGAACACUUUCUCCCAAGCGAAUUAAAAUGUGCUCACCAUUGUGGCUCUACUGCCGGGGAUGUUAGAAUGACCAAAAAGAAACCAUCGCCACAAAACCGCAUCUGGGAAAAGGAACGCCGUGACCGGUUGAAUCAAACGUUCGACAGUCUAUCGAAACUGCUGCCCGAGUAUGAACCGGCAACUCAGCUCAGCAAAAUCGAAGUCCUCCAGCGGACGAUCGAAUAUGUGGAGAAACUACAGGACAAGAUUAAAGCCUUCCUCGAGGAACGGGACACCCUGCUCAAGAAACACGUUGAUGAAUUGGAGGAACGUCUGCAGGUGUUGAUAGCAAGAAACGAGGAUUUGGCAGCUCUACUGAAGAAAUCCAACAUCAACGUUCCUCCCUGCAAGCUAGCGUCGCCAAUCAGCGGAAAGGAUUCACCCGUAGGGAAACAAGAUGCUUCACCACUGGACCCAGCUAAAUCGAGCAAGAAGCCACCUUCCAAGCAGAAGAAAGCGUCGGAUAAGGAAGAUUCCGACAGAAAAGCGGGGGAAGCUUCGGGUAAAACGGAUACAAAUUCUGUGAUAGAAAACAUCAGUAGCGUCAGCAGUGAUAUUAGCACUGCUGUUUCUACUUCCGAAAUUGUGAGCAAAUCGGUAGCGGAAGCCGUUGCGGUUGUAACCGUGAGUAAUGUCACGGCUACGGCUCUUCCGGUUGCCGUUACAACCAGUGUCUCCGGCACAUGUCUCGUUAUGGCCAACAAUCAAAUCGUGGGCACCCUGAAGCAGUCGAAUGGCGUGAACGUCACUCCUGCGCUGCUACCAACACCCAUAAUGGCCACCGGGGUCAUCAUAUCCAACAACGGGAACCUCCUUCAAAUGCCACUGGCAGUACCGCCAACUUCGUCGCUUCUGAUCGUCAGCAACGAAGAUGUACGGUCGAAGCUCAGCCUGCGAAAGACGAGGGGAUCCGGUUCCAGCUCAAAACCUUCGUCCUCGAAGACCAACUCUGCUCGAAAGGGGAAAUUUACCAUCAAAUCCAUCGAUGUCAUUCCGGGACGGAUUGUCAACGGAAAGAUUCCUAUCCCACCGCUGAAGCGACCUCCUCCCACAGGAAGAUCGAAAAAGGAAACGCGAAAGAAGCGAAGAAAACGGAAAGCAAGUGAACAAAAGGAGAACGAAGAGAUUGGAGAAGCGAAGAAAGCGAAGUUGAACGAUAGUAAGAGUGAGGAGGUGGUUGAUGAAGUCGGUGAAGUACCAGAAGUACCUGAGGCAGCAAAGCAACCCGAAGUUCAACCAACUGAGAAUGUAAUUCAGGUUCAGGAAAGACAAACAGUUCAAGUGGACGAUAGAGCCAGCUCGCUUGAAAUUAACCUCGAUCAAGGAGAUCUAACUGUAGACAUCUUCGCUAACCUGCAGGUUCCAGACGAGGAGCCGGACGUCAAUCAAGGAUCCCUUUCGCCGACCGCAGCUUACCUCAUGAACUUCCCGCUGGUUUCCACGGGUGGAAAGGCUAGUGGUAAUCACGUGGAAGGUGCUGGAGAGGUGGAGCCUACGGAUUGCGUCGAAGGUGAUAAGAAGACUUCACAGCAAACUCCCGAUACUAGCCUGCUGUUGGACAAUUUCUCGUCAUACUUCAAUCCAACCAUAUACGCUGGUCUGGACAGUGUGAUUCAGCCAAUUGUAGAAAUCCCUGUUACUUCCGUAGCAGUAUCUUCCAGCUUUUCAACGAUUUACCAGUCAAUCGACAGUAUGAUCGAGCAUAAGACACCCCGAGUAACGGUAACCUCGGACUGCAGAUACAACACAACGCCUUUCACGUUUACGCUAACAUCUACAAGCAAUACCAUAACGACUCAAUCCUACGAUUACCGGCACGCCUCAUCGUCCAACUACUUCUAUCCCACGGCCGCGAGCGCUACCAAACCCAUUGACGACUUCGGCCUUCCAAAACUGCCGAUCGUCAGUGAGUUCACCUUCUCUCUGACGAGUACGAUUCAGAGUGGUCCAAAAACCGUCCAAUCGCAAUAUACGAACAGUACGAUCUUCUCGUCAACCAUCACUACGCCUUCCUACAGCACCUAUGGUUAUCAAACUAAAGCCAGUAAAACCGCCAACUACAACUCCAACUACUUCCCUGAAGUUUCCAAACCGGAGUCGAAGACUCCAAAAAAGUACGACUUCUUGGAAGCAGAGAAACCUGCAACAAGCUUCACCUUCUCGCUAACGUCGACUACCAAAACCAACCCCAAAAAUACGUAUCCACCGGUAGUGGCUUCUUCGUCAUCGUACACCACACCAUACGUUACCACUUCGGCAUCUUCGUGCGCUAAAAUCGAAGACUGCCUGUACAAAGCCUCCAAAUCAUCUGUCACCAGCCAAAAUCUCUACAAAACACCACCGAAGCAGAAGGUCAAUCACUACCCCGUAAUUUCCACUGUCCAGUCAACAUUCCCAACACAAACAUCAACACACUCGCAGUCCAAAUACGAUGUCAACUGGAUGACUUCGCAAGAUCCGAAACCAUCUACCAACAACCAAGACUACAGUCAACUUCUCCCGUCGCUUGAAUUCAACACUGCGCCGUCUCAUACCUACCAAACCAACAUCGAUCUGAGUCGCAAAUCGGACAUCUUCUUCGCCCAUCCAUCUGGCGAGGAAAACCUGGUAACGUGGUCACCGAACAAGCUUACCAACAUCCUCAACGACACCACGUCCUCGUACUAUCCAUCGACCACCACUAGCCUACCGAACCUGCACGGAGACCUAGCCCUCAACUGCCCCCUGAAUACGAACAAACCGAUCCAUCAGCAACGAAAGCCUAAUGAUUCGUGUAGCACCUUCCUUUCCGUUCAGCAGCUGGUCGAUCAGCCCCGGAAAAGUACAACCAGCAAGAAUUACUCCAGUUGCAGUAACUACUCCACCAACCAGAAGCCGUUGAACAACAACUAUUCCGCCGAAUCGCUCAUUGGAACGUCCACUGGCAGUUCCAGCAAAAAAGACAAAUUCUACACCGAUACCAGCUACAACAGCUACAGUACGUACCAACCUGAAGUGAACUCCGGAGCUGGUCUCUCGUUCAACUUCGAUUAUUCAACCGACUACAGCAAAAACUACAACUACAGCUGCCAACAGAACUACAUGCCUUCGUUCGUUGACAACAGCUACGGUCUCUCUACGAUAUCAUCGGCCACUUUAACGACCCCCUCCUCGUCAUCGUUCCCGGUUACCAGCUGCUACGCCGGUUAUGGAUACCCGUCGGAUAAGAAACAAUCAAGCUCUUCUGCCACCGGUAGCUACUAUCAGAACUCUUCCUACCAAUCGGGUACCGUUCCCGAUAUCCCGUAUUAUGUCCCUGCGACGGAAAAACGAACACUCCCAUCUAACCCUACCAACGCGAAACCGAAGAAGCACCACAAACAGCCGCUGCCGUCGACCGACUACAGCUCCCUUCCAUCGAGCUUCCCAACGAUUCUACCGCCGCCACCUAGUUUAGCGCCAGCACCAACGUUGGACGAUCCCCUCAGUGGCUACAAUGUGGUAACGACCACAAGCUACCAACAAUCGUACCAAGCCACCAUGCCGAAUUACUCCUUCGGUAGUCAACCGUACCAGCCGUCGCCGGUGGCUUCGGCAGCAGUCGUUGGCGGCAGUGGUAGCAGUUCGACGCUAACGAACUUCAAUCUCAGCACCAUCUGUCCGGAGAUCAACGAGAAGAGGGGCCCAUCGAACAAUGGUGGAGGACCGGCAGCGGUGAUUGGUGGAACGGUGAGUGCCAGGCAUACAAUUGCCGGGGUCGGCGGGUGGUGAGGGGUAUGUAAAUAUUUAUAGGGUUUAUAGGCUGAAUAUU